Molecule: messenger RNA, 537 nt
Organism: Perkinsus marinus ATCC 50983
Lineage: Eukaryota; Perkinsozoa; Perkinsida; Perkinsidae
Exons: 4
Coding region: 1-537 (178 amino acids)
Cellular component (GO): cytosol
Molecular function (GO): RNA binding; glutamate 5-kinase activity
Source: RefSeq, a predicted model, not a curated record
AUGGCCGCCCGUACUGCAGUGUCAGCGGGCAUCGAAUGCAUUCUAACGCAUGGGGCUAAGCCGGAGAAAGUUCUCGAUUACCUCACUGGUGACACGUCCGACACACUGAUGACCGUGUUCAGAGUAUUACCUGACAGCAUGAGAUUCGUCGUCUCGGAGAUGACCUGGCGGCGAAGGUGGAUUUUGGCACUUCCGCUCAAAGGCACACUUACGCUCACCGCAGCGGCUGCUAAUUCGAUAAGAAACAAGCGACCUUUGCUAGCGUUUGGAAUCUGUGCCGUCUCGGGAGUUUUCCACCGUGAUGAGGGAGUGUCUCUCCUGGAUGGCGAUACGGGGGAAGAAAUCGCUCGCGCUUUGGUGAAUAUGAAGAGCCAGGAGAUUGACAAGGUGAAGGGUCAUUCGGCAAAUAAGUUCAAAAAAAUAUUAGGUUACCCGGUAGUGUCCGAAGUCGCCUUCAGAGAGAAUAUCAUUUUAACGACUGGGGCGUUGGCGGCGCUGGACAGCGAUCAGGAUGACGAGCAGGAUGACGAGGAUUAA